Molecule: messenger RNA, 267 nt
Organism: Plasmodium malariae
Lineage: Eukaryota; Apicomplexa; Aconoidasida; Haemosporida; Plasmodiidae
Gene: SF3B5
Product: splicing factor 3B subunit 5, putative
Exons: 4
Coding region: 1-267 (88 amino acids)
Biological process (GO): mRNA splicing, via spliceosome
Cellular component (GO): precatalytic spliceosome; U2 snRNP
Source: RefSeq, a predicted model, not a curated record
AUGUCUACAUUUGAUAGAUUUAAUAUUCAUGCACAGUUGGAACAUCUACAGAGCAAAUAUCAAGGCUCAGGUCAUUCUGAUACAACUAGGUGGGAAUGGUUAACGAAUAUCCACAGAGACACCUUAGCAUCGCAUGUUGGACAUUAUUCAAGGUUGGCUUAUUUUGCAAUUGUAGAAAAUGAACCAAUUGCCAAAAUAAGAUAUCGAUGUCUUCAGAAUAUGUCACUUCCAGUCGUUCCCAAGCCAAAAAAGGAAUUGAAGCAAUAA